Molecule: messenger RNA, 1940 nt
Organism: Neurospora crassa OR74A
Lineage: Eukaryota; Fungi; Ascomycota; Sordariomycetes; Sordariales; Sordariaceae
Gene: nop-1
Product: opsin-1
Exons: 3
Coding region: 728-1642 (304 amino acids)
Biological process (GO): monoatomic ion transport
Cellular component (GO): plasma membrane; endoplasmic reticulum
Molecular function (GO): monoatomic ion channel activity
Source: RefSeq, a predicted model, not a curated record
AUUUACCCACGCUGGUCUCACAUCUGUCGAGUUCUGUUCUGUCCAUUUGCGAUUUCUCUCGAGUUAUUCCCCAUCGAUAAAUCCACAUUUGCCAUGGCUACCUCUAGGUACAAUGGCAGGCAGGACAGGACCGGUUGAAGCCUGCCUCCGCUCAUCAAAACAUGGGGAGUAAAGCGGGAGCAAAGUCAGAAGGGCAUCUGGAAUGACGACAUGACCACAUAGUGUAGAUCCCAUCUUGUUCCUGCCAGGCAACGAAUGGGGAGAUCUCUGGACGCGUACGCUCGGGACGGAUGCAAUGCAGAUCAUGGUGUGUGCUGUUUAACUCGUUCCCCGCACCGUCACCACCAGGCACAACAGGCAGCUUCCCAGCAUCCUUUGCAGUCCGAGUCCAGGAAACACAACGCAACACAUUUGACCGACCGUCUUGAAGGCACCACCCAGCAACCAUCUGCACUUCCGCCACAUCGGGUCGGACUUCAUCUCGGGUGACACACAGGAUCUGGAUGACGUCGCCGUUACGGAUGUCUACCAGCUGACUUGUCUGCAUCUCCGCAUUGUCCUCCUUCCCAUGCAGCAACAGCAGUGCCAUCAUGCUGCCCACGCGAAGGAAUAAAGUGUGUGCCCUCUGCUGUUGAGCAAUCCGGGCGAUUCUCUCGCUGUUCUCCCUUUCAUCAACAUAUCACCAACCGGCUUCUUGGGUAGUUGAACUGGGUACUUUCAAAGCAACAUGAUCCAUCCAGAGCAAGUCGCCGACAUGCUUCGGCCCACCACAUCCACCACAUCCAGCCAUGUGCCGGGACCAGUCCCGACCGUGGUCCCUACCCCAACAGAGUAUCAAACCCUUGGCGAAACAGGCCACCGCACUCUAUGGGUGACCUUCGCCCUCAUGGUGCUCUCGUCGGGCAUCUUUGCCCUCCUGUCGUGGAACGUGCCGACCUCAAAGCGUCUGUUCCACGUCAUCACAACGCUCAUCACCGUCGUUGCCUCGCUCUCGUACUUCGCCAUGGCCACGGGCCACGCCACCACCUUCAACUGUGACACCGCUUGGGACCACCAUAAGCACGUGCCCGACACCUCACACCAGGUGUGUCGCCAGGUGUUCUGGGGCCGCUACGUCGACUGGGCCUUGACCACGCCGCUGUUGCUGCUGGAGCUGUGCCUGCUGGCCGGCGUUGAUGGCGCUCACACGCUGAUGGCGAUUGUGGCGGACGUGAUUAUGGUGCUGUGCGGCCUGUUCGCGGCGCUGGGAGAGGGAGGAAAUACGGCGCAGAAGUGGGGAUGGUACACCAUUGGAUGUUUCUCGUACCUCUUCGUCAUCUGGCAUGUGGCGCUUCAUGGCAGCAGGACUGUUACAGCCAAGGGACGUGGUGUCUCGAGGCUAUUUACCGGUUUGGCUGUGUUUGCGCUGUUGCUGUGGACUGCGUAUCCCAUUAUUUGGGGAAUCGCCGGUGGUGCUCGCAGAACGAAUGUCGAUACCGAGAUCUUGAUUUACACCGUUCUCGACUUGCUCGCCAAGCCCGUCUUUGGUUUCUGGUUGUUGUUGAGCCAUCGGGCUAUGCCCGAGACCAAUAUUGACCUCCCUGGCUACUGGUCUCAUGGCCUUGCUACUGAGGGUAGAAUCCGCAUCGGCGAGGAGGACUAAGCGGCGAUCAUUGAAGAUGAAGGUUGAGUACGUGGUAGACGAUGGUGUAGGGUGUCGGAGACUCCUUGAGUCAAUGCAUGAUGGACUUAUCGUGGGUAUUGGAGCGUUUAGGUUGAGGAACAACUUGAGUCGGCUUUCUAGGCUGGAGACGGACGCUGUGGUCAUUUUUACGGCAAUGAACGAAUAGGGGAGGUUUUUGACAGUCAUUUUCACUACGGCUAAAAGUGUGUAUAAUCGUAACAGCUUGUCUCCGAAUAAAGCAACGGCAAAAAAAUAAAUGAAAGAAAUUGCAUUGGAC